CCCCCAGCCGGAACAGGAAGUAGGUUGUUCGUGUCUGGGUUAAUAAAGUUUAUUGACGUCACCGGGGGGGGAUUCUGGGAUAAUGGCGGCGCCCACGGAAUGAAGAAUCCUGCAUACAUUGGGCAGUAGUAAGACCUGUGCUGGACAAGGAGACUUUCUGACCACCGCUGCCAUGGACGAAGAUUUGUCUUUGCAUAGGCUUGAGGGCACUGAUCCCUCCAUGCAGGAAGGAGGUCUGGUCGUGAAGAAGAUGAGCCCGAGCAGUGAGCAGCAUGUGUUUAAAACACCAGCUCCCCGCUCAUCCCUUCUCGGCUUGGACCUACUUGCUGCACAGAAGAGGAAAGAACGUGAAGAAAAGGAGCGACAGGAAGGUGAUAAGAAGUCCAAGGUCAGCUCUAGAGACUGGGAAGGGAAAGAAAGAACCCCCGAAGGGAACGGUGACCGGGUUAGCAGGGGAGUUCACGGGGACAGGCAUUACAGAACCGCACGUGUGGAGACUCCUUCGUAUACAGGAGGGGUUAAUGAAGAAUACCUAGCCCGGAGCCGACAGAGAGAGCGUGAUAGGAGAGAGCAUGGAGUGUAUGCAUCGUCCAAGGAUGAUCGACCGCGCAGGAAGGAACGCAGCAGUAGAGAUAGAGAUGAUCGCAGCAGACGUAGCCGGUCGGAGAGAGACAGCGGUUCUGAGAGGAGUUCGAGACGUUGUGAACCUGAAAGUCCAAGGCACCGACCCAGAGACGCCUCCACACCCUCUCGCUCUGGAUGGGAAGAGGAUGACAGUGGGUACGGAGGCGCUCAGCGCUCUCACUGGGAGUCUCCCUCUCCAACGCCAUCAAACAGAGACUCUGAGCGCAGUCACCGCAGUGAACGUAGUGAACGUAGUGAACGUGAGAGCUCAAGGAGGGAACGGUUUGGGAAGAACCAGUAUGCUGAGGACUCUCCACUACCCACACCAUCCUACAAGUUCAAUGAGUGGGCAUCUGAGAGACGCCAUCUUGGUUCCACCCCGCGGCUCUCACAGGGAAGAGGGAAGCAGGACACAGAGGAGGACGGAAUUAACUUUAUGUCAGAGGACGAUCGCCAGCAAUGGGAGGAUGAUCAAAGGCAAGCUGACAGAGACUGGUAUAUGAUGGAUGAAGGAUUUGAUGAGUCUCACAACGCCCUGAGCGCCACGUCUCAGGAAUAUGUGAAGAAGAGAGAGCAGCUCCUGCAGAAACAGAACCACAAGAGAGUGUCUGCUCAGAGGAGGCAGAUUAAUGAGGAUAACGAGCGCUGGGAAACUAAUCGUAUGCUCACCAGUGGCGUGGUCCAGAGGCUGGAAGUAGAUGAUGAUUUUGAAGAGGAUAAUGCAGCUAAAGUGCAUCUUCUGGUCCAUAACCUGGUCCCUCCCUUUCUGGAUGGACGCAUCGUGUUUACUAAGCAGCCUGAGCCAGUGAUUCCCGUGCGUGACCCGACAUCUGAUCUGGCGAUCAUCUCUCGCAAAGGCAGCCAGCUGGUCCGCAAGCACCGUGAGCAGAAGGAGCGCAAAAAGGCACAGCACAAGCACUGGGAACUGGCCGGGACAAAGCUUGGGGACAUUAUGGGGGUCAAGAAACAGGAGGACGAGCCUGAAAAGCCAGCUACGGAAGAUGGGGCUGUGGAUUACAAAACGGAGCAGAAGUUUGCAGAUCACAUGCGAGAGCGCAGCGAGGCGAGUAGCGAUUUCUCCCGUAAGAAGAGUCUCAUGGAGCAGAGGCAGUUUCUGCCCAUUUUUGCUGUGCAGCAGGAGCUGCUUACAAUCAUCAGAGACAAUAGCAUUGUCAUUGUUGUUGGGGAGACAGGCAGUGGAAAGACUACCCAGUUGACGCAGUACCUUCAUGAAGAUGGGUACACAGAUUAUGGAAUGAUUGCUUGCACACAGCCCCGUAGGGUGGCCGCUAUGUCUGUGGCAAAGCGUGUCAGUGAAGAAAUGCAGGUUGGCCUCGGGGAGGAGGUGGGCUAUGCCAUCCGAUUUGAAGACUGCACUUCAGAGAAGACCCUAAUUAAGUACAUGACUGAUGGCAUCCUUUUGCGUGAAUCUUUGCGUGAAGCCGAUCUCGAUCACUAUAGUGCUGUUAUCAUGGACGAGGCACAUGAGCGCUCACUGAACACAGACGUGCUUUUUGGACUGUUGCGUGAGGUGGUUACUCGCCGUUCAGACUUGAAGUUAAUUGUUACUUCGGCCACAAUGGAUUCUGAUAAAUUUGCUGCUUUUUUUGGUAAUGUCCCUAUUUUCCAUAUUCCGGGACGGACUUUCCCUGUUGACAUCCUAUUCAGCAAGACGCCCCAGGAGGAUUAUGUGGAAGCUGCUGUAAAACAAGCAUUGCAAAUCCAUCUCUCUGGAGCUGGGGGUGACAUUCUGAUCUUCAUGCCUGGCCAGGAAGACAUUGAGGUAACAUCAGACCAGAUCGUCGAACGCUUGGAAGAGUUGGAGAGUGCCCCACAGCUAGCUGUGCUUCCAAUCUACUCCCAGCUGCCCUCCGACCUGCAGGCCAAGAUCUUUCAGAAGGCUCCUGAUGGUGUGAGGAAAUGCAUUGUGGCUACAAACAUUGCAGAGACCUCUCUCACAGUGGAUGGGAUCAUGUUUGUGGUGGAUUCUGGGUAUUGCAAGCUGAAGGUGUUUAAUCCACGCAUCGGCAUGGACGCUUUGCAAAUUUACCCCAUCAGUCAGGCGAACGCCAACCAGCGCUCGGGUAGAGCUGGCAGAACGGGCCCCGGACAGUGCUUCAGGCUGUAUACUCAGAGCGCCUAUAAGAAUGAGCUGCUCUGUACUACGGUUCCAGAAAUCCAACGGACAAAUCUUUCUAAUGUGGUUCUACUGCUCAAAUCCCUGGGAGUCCAAGACCUGCUCCUCUUCCAUUUUAUGGAUCCUCCUCCAGAGGACAAUAUGCUCAAUUCCAUGUAUCAGCUGUGGAUCCUCGGGGCCCUUGAUAAUACAGGUUCUCUCACCUCGACCGGCCGCCUCAUGGUUGAGUUUCCACUGGAUCCAGCUCUUUCUAAGAUGCUGAUUGUGUCAUGUGAUAUGGGCUGCAGUUCUGAGAUCCUCAUCGUGGUGUCUAUGCUGUCUGUGCCAGCUAUAUUCUACCGUCCUAAGGGACGGGAGGAGGAGAGUGAUCAGGUUCGAGAGAAGUUUGCUGUCCCUGAAAGUGACCACUUGACAUUUUUAAAUGUCUUCCUUCAGUGGAAAAACAACAAUUACUCGAGCGGGUGGUGCAACCAACAUUUUAUCCAUGCCAAGGCCAUGCGCAAGGUUCGUGAAGUGCGUGCACAGCUGAAAGACAUUAUGGUGGCCCAGCGGAUGUCCCUUUCUUCCUGCGGCUCGGACUGGGAUGUAGUGAGGAAGUGCAUUUGCGCGGCCUACUUUCACCAAGCCGCUAGGCUCAAGGGGAUUGGUGAAUACGUGAAUGUACGCACAGGAAUGCCAUGUCAUUUGCACCCAACAAGCUCCCUCUUUGGAAUGGGUUACACACCGGACUAUAUUGUGUACCAUGAGCUGGUGAUGACCACAAAGGAGUACAUGCAGUGUGUCACCGCUGUGGAUGGGGAAUGGCUGGCUGAAUUGGGUCCAAUGUUCUACAGCAUCAAACAUGCUGGCAAAUCCAGACAGGAAAACAGACGCAGAGCGAAAGAGGAAGUGUCCAUCAUGGAGGAGGAGAUGAUUAUGGCUGAGGAACAGUUGCGAUCGAGGAGAGAGGAGCAGGAGAAGAAGAGCACACUGGGCAGUACGAGGGCUGCCAAGAUUUAUACCCCUGGAAGAAAAGAGCAGGUGGAUCCUGGAACCCCAAGACGCACCCCUGCACGUUUCGGGCUGUGACCCAUUUACCCGUGUCCUGAUUGCUGCGUGGGUAAAGCCAGUGACAGUUUCUGGGACUUUUUGGCUUCUGUUCUAAGAGGGAAAGGGGUUCAGUCAUUUGUUUAUUGUAAAGUGGAAUAAUGUUAUUUUUAAGCAAUAA
Pelobates fuscus (common spadefoot toad) is the source of this 3968-nucleotide messenger RNA. RefSeq names its product DEAH-box helicase 38 (gene DHX38). The record is from RefSeq and is a predicted model, not a curated record. Gene Ontology annotation, molecular function: 3'-5' RNA helicase activity; RNA binding; ATP binding. The transcript is spliced from 26 exons. Gene Ontology annotation, biological process: mRNA splicing, via spliceosome. Gene Ontology annotation, cellular component: spliceosomal complex; intracellular anatomical structure. Bases 173 to 3829 code for a protein of 1218 amino acids. Lineage: Eukaryota; Metazoa; Chordata; Amphibia; Anura; Pelobatidae.